Miniopterus natalensis is the source of this 996-nucleotide messenger RNA. Its product is annotated as olfactory receptor 10N1-like. Gene Ontology annotation, cellular component: membrane. The record is from RefSeq and is a predicted model, not a curated record. Gene Ontology annotation, biological process: G protein-coupled receptor signaling pathway. Gene Ontology annotation, molecular function: olfactory receptor activity. NCBI's taxonomy places the organism in Eukaryota, Metazoa, Chordata, Mammalia, Chiroptera, Miniopteridae.
AUGAGAAAUCGCACAGAGCUAAACGACUUUAUUCUCCUGGGAAUCCCUCAGACUCAGGGCCUGGAGACGGGGCUCUUUGUCAUCUUCUCGUUCAUUUACCUCCUCACCCUGCUUGGCAAUUUACUCACCCUCACAGCAAUUGCUUUUUCCUCUGGUCUUCACACCCCCAUGUAUUUUUUCCUGGGACUCCUAUCUAUUUUUGACAUGUGUUUUCCAUCUGUCGCCUGCCUCAAGCUGUCACUCUACCUCUCUGGACAGAGCCAUGCCGCUUCUGACAAGGGACGUGCUGCGCGACUCUUUUUCCAUCACUUCCUGGGGGCGGCCGAAGGCUGCCUCUAUUCUGUGAUGGCUUAUGAUCGCUUAGUUGCCAUCUGUCACCCACUGCGGUAUGUGGCCAUCCUGAGACCUGGAGUCUGUGUCGGUUUGGUCAUGGCAGCCUGGUUGGUGGGCUGUCUUCAGGCCACCAUCCUGACCUCCUUCACCUUUCAGCUAACUGCCAAUCAGGUGGACUACUUCUUCUGUGACAUGCCUGCUGUCUUACCCCUGGCGUGUGAGGACAGCUUCCUGGCCCAGAAAGUGGGUUCCACGAGUGUUGGCUUUCUGGCUUUAAGUCUUUGGUUCAGUGUUUGUGUCUCUUACACAUUCAUCGGAGUUGCCAUUCUGAGAAUCCGUUCAGCAGAGGGCAGGCAGAAAGCUUUCUCCACCUGCAGGGCACACCUCACUGCAGUCCUCUGUGCUUAUGGACCGGUGGUCAUCAUCUAUCUGCAACCCACGCCCAACCCCUUGCUUGGUGCUGUGGUGCAAAUAUUAAAUAAUAUUGUCUCCCCCAUGCUGAACUCGUUAAUCUAUUCUUUAAGGAACAGAGAAGUGAAAAAUUCCCUGAAAAGAAUGUUCCACAAUGUAGCCCUUACAUCUCUGGAAGAAGUUAAGUGUUUUGUAACGGGUUUUGGAAAUUUGUCUCUUAAUAUCAUUCUUCUAUAUUCUCCUCUUAAAUAG